Molecule: messenger RNA, 690 nt
Organism: Penicillium arizonense
Lineage: Eukaryota; Fungi; Ascomycota; Eurotiomycetes; Eurotiales; Aspergillaceae
Exons: 4
Coding region: 1-690 (229 amino acids)
Biological process (GO): ubiquitin-dependent endocytosis
Cellular component (GO): cytosol; plasma membrane; cytoplasm
Molecular function (GO): ubiquitin protein ligase binding; protein-macromolecule adaptor activity
Source: RefSeq, a predicted model, not a curated record
AUGGCAUCUUGGCUGUUUGGUGGUUGUCAGGCCGCGAAUGUACCAACUUACUUUGACAUCAGACUCGAUAAUAAUAGCCUCAUGCUUCCUCGUAUUGAUGAGAAUACUAGCUACGGCCACCUCAACGGCACUGUUGUUCUAUGUUUGAACAAGCCACUCCCCGUCAAAGAACUCAAGCUCCACACGAGAGGAAUCCAAUAUGUCAACUGGGACUCGACAACACCAGAAGGCCGACAUAAGAAAGCAGCCUGGCGGGAAGCAACAUUCUACCACCAGAUAUGGAGCUUUCUUCCAGAGUCGAACAAAAGUCAGAAAUCUUUACAACCUGGCAACUACGAGUUCCCCUUUUUAAUUACCCUACACAACAGUCUGCCAGAGAGUGUCGAAGGACUAGACGACUGCUACAUUCGAUACGAGUUGACAGCCGGGAUUAUCUGUUCAUGGGGAUCGAUCACAAGAUCGAAGGAUAUGAGGGUAUCCAAGGCUCUGGAUCCUCUAUCAUUCCUUGAACCUGAGAGCAUUGAAAGGACAUGGCCCGAAAAGAUCGCAUAUCGAAUCAGUAUUCCGGGACAAGCAUAUCAGCUUGGGGCCCCUAUAAAGAUCGACUUCCGAUAUAUCCCACUCCUAAAAGGUGUUCGAGCCUGCCUCAAUCAAGGUGCAACUUGUGGAAUCCCACGUCGUCAUUUCUAG